AUGGCUGACUUCAAGGAACCUCGCCAGGACUCGGUCUCUCGAUCUUCUGUGCGUAAUGCAACAGAUCAUCAGGCCAUUGACCCCCACAGUGGGGUCAAGCGAGGUCUUAAGACUCGCCAUCUCAGUAUGAUGGCUUUGGCUGGCAUUAUCGGCCCUGGUCUGUUGAUCGGUUCUGGAGGCGCAUUGUCAAAUGGCGGUCCCGCAGCCUUGUUGAUUGGCUUUGGCGUCAUUGGCAUCAUCGCUUUUUCAAUCAUGCAAUCGCUUGGAGAGAUCACCACCCUGUAUCCCAGUGGGGGUGCGUUCACCAGUCUCGCUGAUCGAUUCGUGGAUCCUGCUUUUGGCUGUGCUGUUGGAUGGAACUACUUCAUCAUUUGGGCUGCUGUUCUGUCGAACGAAUAUAAUGUCUUAUCGUCGAUCUUCGUUUUCUGGAGCGAUAAAGUGCCACUGUACGGCUACUUCUUGAUCUUCUGGUUCGCAUUUCUUGGAUUUCAACUACUGGGUGUUGCAACUUUCGGUGAAGCAGAAUUCUGGCUUGCUCUGAUCAAACUGCUCGGACUUACGGCCUACUUCAUUUUCUCCAUCAUCUACGUUUCUGGUGGCCUUAUCGGCCAAGAUGGAGCGUUUGGAUUCCGCUACUGGAACGACCCCGGAGCUUUUGCCAACGGCUUUCGCGGAGUAGCCUCCGUGUUUGUGUUCUGCUCCACCUUCUAUGCCGGUGUCGAGUCGGUUGCAGUGGCUGCUACAGAGACAAAAAACCCCAAGGUUGCCGUCCCCUUGGCCAUCAGACAGGUCUUCUGGCGCAUCAUUUUUGUCUACAUUGGUAGCGCCAUUGCGUUCGGCAUGACAUGUCCAUGGAACGCCGAAGCACUGAUCAAUGGAGAAAGUCGAGCACUCAAGAGCCCGAUGACGAUUGCGAUUCAAAAUGCUGGCUGGGAAGGUGGCGUUCAUCUGAUCAACACUUUUAUAUUCAUCACCUGUCUGUCCGCUGUGAAUAGCUCCAUCUACAUUGGUUCUCGAACUGUUUUGUUCAUGGCACAGGAGAAGAAAGCACCCAAGUUCCUCGGCUAUACCGAUGCUCGCGGAGUGCCUGUCUACGCCAUCAUCUUCACGAACCUGUUCGGAGCGCUCUCUAUGAUGAACAUCUCCACUGGUGCCGGCAAGGCAUAUGGAUACAUUGUCAACUUGUCGGGAGUGAGCACCUUUAUCGUCUGGGGUGCCAUCUCCUUCGUCCACAUCCGCUUCCGCUCGGCCUGGAAAGCUCAAAAUCGAACCGAGCGCCAACUUCCCUUCAAGUCGCUGUGGUAUCCAUGGAACGCAUACUUCGGACUGAGCGCCAACAUUUUUCUGGCUUUAGUUCAAGGCUGGACGACGCUCAGUCCAUUUGACGCUGGUAAUUUUGUUGAUGCAUAUAUUCUGCUGCCUUUGUUCCCUAUUAUUUACUUUGGGUACAAGUUCAUUUACAAGACGAGAUAUCAUCGUGUGCAUGAGAUUGAUUUGGAUUACGGAAGACGACAGGAUGUCGAUGCAGUGGCUGAAGAAGAGGACAGUGGUGAGGAAUAUCAGACUGCUGUGAAAAGGCCUCUUUGGAGAAGACUGCUCAAGAACUUCUAA
Messenger RNA from Exophiala bonariae, 1611 nucleotides. RefSeq lists its product as uncharacterized. Gene Ontology annotation, molecular function: amino acid transmembrane transporter activity. Gene Ontology annotation, cellular component: membrane. The record is from RefSeq and is a predicted model, not a curated record. Lineage: Eukaryota; Fungi; Ascomycota; Eurotiomycetes; Chaetothyriales; Herpotrichiellaceae. The transcript is spliced from 2 exons. Gene Ontology annotation, biological process: amino acid transmembrane transport. The coding region runs from base 1 to 1611 and encodes 536 amino acids.